Auxenochlorella protothecoides is the source of this 1956-nucleotide messenger RNA. Its product is annotated as Exonuclease 1. The record is from RefSeq and is a predicted model, not a curated record. The coding region runs from base 1 to 1956 and encodes 651 amino acids. Lineage: Eukaryota; Viridiplantae; Chlorophyta; Trebouxiophyceae; Chlorellales; Chlorellaceae. Gene Ontology annotation, molecular function: 5'-3' DNA exonuclease activity; DNA binding; 5'-flap endonuclease activity. The transcript has 6 exons.
AUGUCGCGCGUGGAGCUCCUCCUCUCCGCCGGCCUGGUGCCCGUCAUGGUGUUUGACGGAGGGCGCCUGCCCAACAAGGGCGAGGAAGAGGCGAGCCGGGGCCGGUCCCGUGCCGCCGCGCGAGAGAGGGCGCGCGCGCUGGCGGCCGCGGGGAACGUGGCGGGCGCCUACGAGGCGUACCAGCGCGCCGUGGACGUGACGCCGCGUCACGCUUUCCAGCUCAUCCGCGCGCUGCGCCGACGCGGCGUGGACUACGUGGUGGCGCCCUACGAGGCCGACGCCCAGAUGGCCCACAUGGCCACCACGGGGCAGGUGGAGCUGGUGGUCAGCGAGGACAGCGACAUGCUGGCCUAUGGCUGCCCACUGGUCCUGUUCAAGAUGGACAAGGUGGGGUACGCGGAUGAAGUGCGGCUGGCGGACCUGGGUAACAACGCUGGGCUGGACCUGCGGGGCUGGCCACACGACCUCUUCCUCCAGCUGUGCAUCAUGUCUGGCUGCGACUUCCUGCCCUCCCUACCCGGCAUCGGCAUCAAGAGGGCCCAUGCCCAUCUGAAACGCACCCGCUGCUUCAUCAAGGCGGUGCAGGCACUCAAGUGGGACGGCACGGCCGUUCCCCCGCAGUACCUGGUACGAUUUCAGCGCGCGCUCUGGUCCUUCCGGCACCAGAGGGUGUACUGCCGGACGCAGCAGGCCACCAUCCCCAUGACCCCGCUGCCGGAGGGUGGGCUGGCGGCCAGCACCCUCAUCCCUGAGGCUGCCGAGACCGUAGAGGGCGAGCCUGACUUCCUGGGGCCCUGGGUGGAGGACUGCAUAGCGCGCGGCGUAGCCGAGGGCCGGCUGGACCCCAUGACGCACCAGCCCUUUGCCAUGGACCUGCCCUCGCCCACCAAGCAGCACCCUGACCGGCAGGGUGGCCGAGGUCUUGGACAGCAGCCUAAGACCUGGGCCGCCCCCGCCACCCAGGCCCCUCCCGGCCCCAGCCCCGGCCCCAGCGAUGGUCAGCAGAGCCUGCUGAGCAUGGGCUGGGGCCGGGGAAAGGCCAGCGGCUUCCUGGCCCUGCCCACCUGUAGCAGGGAGGCGCAGCGUGCAUACCGUGCCCCCCGCCCCGCCUCCCAGCCCGAGAGCGGAUCCCAGGUUGCACACGCCAGCUCCAGCCCCGCCCCGACCUCGCUGGGCGGUCGCAGGAGCAGUGGGACCCUCCUCCACCGCUCCGGCAAGCCCGGCGGCGGCCAGGGCGUGAGCCGCUACUUCUCCCGCGCUCCCUCCGCGCCGAGCGGGGGCAGCCUGGAUGGCGGGGGCGUCGGCCAGGCGCCCAUCGAGCCAGGAGCCGACGGUGCCGGCCGGGUGGCCUGCGAGCCUGGCCUGGGAACAGCAGCUCCAACUCCAACUCCGGGGGACUCCGACCUCCACUCCACCGCCUGCUCGCCUGGCCUGGCAAGGGCCCUGGCGACCCAGGAGCAGCGGCGGCGCAGCGGGCACAGCGUGCCGGCCAGCCAGGCAUCCGGCGGGUGCGGACUCUCCCAGGGCAGCGGCGGCGAUGACAAGGAGAACGUGUCCCUGAGUGCCUCCUGGGGGCCCACCGUGGUGCCCAGCCAGGCCAGCGUGGAUGGGGGAGGAGGGAAGCCCGGCGACGCGUGGAGCGGUGGCGAGGCGGCGGUGGGGGCCCCUCCCAGCCCGCACCCGGCGCCCUCGCCGGGGUUCUAUGUCGUCCAGUCGCCGGCGGGUCAGGAUCAGGCCGAGGCAACGCCAGAGUCUGGCACUGGGGCGCCGCAGGUCGUGUCCCCCGCUGGGCUGCCCUUGGGGCCGGGCUCGGGCAAGCGACGAGGGUCUGGGCCUCAGGGCACCCCGCUGCCGCGGCGGCGGCUGGAAACUGGCGCCUGCGGCAGAUCCCCCCCCCCAGAGCCAGAGGCGUCGAGCUCGCUCUUCAGCCAGUUUGCAUUUAAAUCGUGUGCCUGA